Messenger RNA from Rotaria sp. Silwood1, 600 nucleotides. The record is from the annotation of a GenBank genome assembly. Lineage: Eukaryota; Metazoa; Rotifera; Eurotatoria; Philodinida; Philodinidae.
AUGGGUGGCAAGCAAUCUCUUUUAAGCGAUGAAGAUUUACAUGAUUAUCAAACAUUAACGUUUUUAAAUCGUCAGGAAAUUUUGCAAGUUCUCAAAAGAUUUAAUCAUAUUACAUUAAUAAAAAAUCAACGUGAUAAAAUUUCUGAACGACGUUUAUCGAAAAAAGACGCUAUAAAACUUCCUGAACUUCGUGAAAAUCCAUUUCGUGAACGAAUUGUUGAAGUAUUUUCUUCUCAACAAGAUGGUUCAUUAACAUUUGAAGAUUUUCUUGAUAUGAUGAGUGUUUUUUCUGAACAUGCACCAAAAUCUGUUAAAGUUUCUUAUGCAUUUAAAAUUUAUCAAGGAAUUAAUACAAAAAAUCGACCAAAUAAUCAAACAUCAACAUCAAAUGCAAUUGAUUUAUAUGAUAUAAAAGAAAUUAUUCAGCGUUUAUCAGGAAAACAUUUUAAUGAUCAAGAUUUAACAAAAAUUGCCGAAGCAGUUAUUAAUGAAGUUGAUCUUCGAGGUGAUAAAAAAAUUACUGCUGAAAUUUUUGAAUAUUUUCUUUCUAAUGUACCUGAUUUUCCUUCAUCGUUUGUUAUUAAAUUAAGUGAUAAAUAA